GCCGCUGGGGUGGUAUUGGAGCUUUCUCUGAGCUCAGAGCAGAGGAUAACUGCGUGUUUUUAGUGCUUUAUUGUGUGGAGACAGUUUCUAUCCGGUCCUUUUACAUUUACCUGCAUGGGAGACGUCCCAGCUUCGAAAAUGAGCAGUUUGAACGUUUGCAAGGAACCAUUUGACAGAAUCAGCUCUGAACCCGUGGAGGACACAGACACCACCAGCUUUGUGGCAGAAUUUUCCUUGGAGACCAAUUAUCCUGUGCAAGUAACAGAUCCGCAUGACGCUGUGACACUCCACCUGAGUUCGAUGCCCACUAGAUACCUCAGCCCCUCCUCAGAAGACAGAAUAAGACAGCCAGUUGAAGAUGUGGAAGAAUGCACCUGCCCCACAUCUGCUUCACCAGACUAUCCGAAAGAACUGCAGUUUAUAACUAACCCCUGUGAGAAGUGUUUCUGCCCGGCACCUCCUCCCAAAAUCAGCGACCUCAUGAACGACAAAGAUCUGCUGGACUUACUGCGGCUCAAACUGGAUCCCAACCACUGCACCAUCAAAAACUGGAAAAACUUUGCAAGUCGUUGGGGGAUGAGUUACGACGAACUGACCCUGCUGGAGCACCGGACCCAGGGCUCCUUAUCCCACAGUCCCACCCAGGAGUUCCUGUCGCGCUACAACCAGAAGACGGUCACUGAGCUCACUGAACUUUGCCGCAUUUAUCAGCGCAUUGAUGUGCUGCGACUGCUGCAGAGCUGGAUAGAGAAGGACUGGCCAUCGCGUUGGCAACAAACACAUUAAUCAGUUUGACUGUCUUUUUUUUUUAGGUUUUACUUGAUUUCCUAAUGUUCAUAAGCUUGGAUACAUUUUACCAAUUUUUUUUUUGUACCUUUAGUAAAUGAUCUUGUUAAAAAGGUAAAACAAUCAACUAGAAACUGUCUCUAGAGCACAUCUCACAGUACUCACCUCAUGUUGUGAAGUCCUAAUUGUGUUGCUGGGUAUAGUAAAUACUAUACAAGUCACAGACCUGAUCAGUGCACACAACCAACCACUAAUACAUUGCUCACUGACAGCCGCACAUCCACCACAGAUUCAUUGAAUCUUUGGUGCAGUGUUAAAAAUUGACAAUAGCUUAAUCAGAUGGAAUCAGAUUUAACAAAUUAAAACACAGUGGUUCACCCAAAUAUGCAAUAUUUGCAAUUUUAUGUAAUAUUUGCAAUUUGAUUAUUUUUUACACUGUAAUUUAUGGUGGUUUAUUUGUUAAAUUAAUAAAAUAAUGUGGAAGGUUGGAUUGUGGUUGGCGAUACAUGUGCUCAAUGUAGAAAUGCUGCAUUCUGUUAUGGCAUCAUAUUAUUAUGAACAUAUAAAAAAACAGGUCAAGAAAAUGCCCACUUCCCAUGACAUUAAAAUGACCAUUGGAGUAUAGCAACUAAUUAGCACUCUUUAUAUCAUAAGCAACGACGCUGAUGUUACUGCUUCAGAGAAAAAUGACAUUUUCUUACUGUUCUGUUAGUUCUUCACACAGUUUACAUUUAAAAGCGGUUUAGAUGUUUGCUGCACGAUGCAAGGAAGUCCCCUGACUUGUCCUCCAUCAGCAGACUUAAAUUUUUGCAUUCUUAGUUCUGAGACAAUGUAUCCAAACAGCUGAGGGUGUCCAGGAUGAGUUAAGCGAACUCUUGAUUUCUUCAAAAUGUUAUUGUCCAAUUCUAUAUUACUAAAUACUAAGUACUGACAUUCCUAUUGACCUGAUAGGUGCUAUCAAUCUAUUAAUUAUUGUAGGGUCUUUACCUUACAAUAUAAUGUGCCUGUUUGUUGUGAUUUGGCACUGUAUGCUGAUGAGGGCCUUUUUUUUUUUUUUUUAGGUUUGGGUGGGGGGAACACUUAGAAUGAGCAGGCUAUGUUAGCAGGAUCUAUACCACAACCUUUUGAAUACUAAUCAAAUUAGCAGAAAUAUAGUUGGAAAUUGAGCCUUGUGUGAAAAAUUGGUUGAAAUUCAAUCAAUUGAAAGGAUACAUCAACAAUUAUAUUAAUUUUUAAACACCUUUGUAGAAAUAACCAAAGAAAAUUUUUUGAAAGAAAAAAAAAAAUCCAUCUGUAAACCAA
Archocentrus centrarchus (flier cichlid) is the source of this 2088-nucleotide messenger RNA. It is a transcript of the gene edaradd, whose product is annotated as EDAR-associated death domain. Gene Ontology annotation, biological process: signal transduction. Gene Ontology annotation, molecular function: protein binding. The transcript is spliced from 6 exons. NCBI's taxonomy places the organism in Eukaryota, Metazoa, Chordata, Actinopteri, Cichliformes, Cichlidae. The record is from RefSeq and is a predicted model, not a curated record. Bases 115 to 786 code for a protein of 223 amino acids.